UAGCGCAGCUCGACUCAUUCGCUUUUCGUUACCGCAGGCAGCAGCUGUAGCUAUAAUAGAGCACAAGCGACUCUACUACUGAGUUGUCCAAGUUGCCCGAGUCCGUUGUCAGACGCGGAAAACUUAAUCGCUAGCGCAGCGCCGAUAACAGCCUGAACAGGCACCGCUGUAGGCGUAUCGCCUGAGCUUCUAUCACUGAUCAAAUCAACGGGCUGGGAAUAAGGAGUCAAUACCGACGACGGCUGAUCAUAGGCCUGCUUCUCAUAGCUAUUCAUUAAGACAUGCAGGCGAAUUUAUAGGCUGGCCGGGUUGGGCUCUAUGCGGUAAUAGUGAGUUUCUAGGUUUCAGGUCAUGUUGGGUCAGUUUGACACAAGCCGAUAACAGGUCGUAGCAGCAGCGGCGGCAUGUAGUCGGCGGCUAGUCAAUUUUGACGCUGUUGUUGCUGCUGUUCAUACGGCCGGCUGGCGCCGUUGCGUAUGGCGGAUGACUUCUGUUUUCAUUACGCUAAAACUAUCGAAUCAUCGCCGCCAAUGGUUGAUGACGCACUAUUUGGUCUCCGAUAGGCGCGGUUGGAAGGCAGUGUCAGUAGACUCGUGUAGUGGGCUCUAUAAGUGUGGUUCCAUUCAUUGGUGACUUGAUUCAGCGUGUGAAUCUACAGUGGUGUUGCUAUCAUGCUCUGUCUAUAAUGUUCCAAAGUGGCUAGUAAAUAGGGAAUAGGAUCAGUUUACUGUUUGCUUUACGUGUGUACGCUGAACGCUCAUCAAGCGCAGUUAUUACGUGGAUGACAACGACGGCGACAGCAGCGCAUCUUCAUGAUCGGCUGGUAGGAAGACUGCAGAAGCGAAAAGAUUGCCAGAUCUUGCGAAUGGAUUCCAGUUGUGCAGCCGUGACGACCGAAAUUAGCUUUUUUCGGGUGGAGCUUCGGCGAUGACACAGUGUAAUAGAAAUGACCUUAAUUAAAUUUAUAGUGGUCGUAGUGCGAAUGGUAGUACGUAUGUAAAUCCUAUUCGACAAUACUUUUGAAAGCCAAAGGAAGACGCGAUUCGAAUUAUCGGUGCUUCACACCGGUAAUGUUCUAUUAUGUACAAAGUAGGCAAGGGUAAUUGUCCGCAUAGUUCAUCAAUGAGAGGUGAUCGUAUGUGUCUGCGAGCCAUUGGGUGUGUUCAUUUGCCGGUGGGUGCGAUGAUCUGAAAAAUCUUGCAUACAUAUAAACAGGUGUGAGUGUCCACAAGUUUGUUCCCUAUGCUACUUGCUGCCGCUUAACCAAUCUCUACUUUUCGUAAGAAAGCUUUUCGCCUAUGCAUUGACGUGAUAUGAUCAGUAGCCCGUAAUCCCUCUAACUGUUUACGCUAUGACUAGGUAUAUGCCAUGGCAGCAAACGGUAACAGCUAGGCGACAACUAGCAACGACAUCUGGAGAUCUGGCGUGUCAAUCAUCAGACAUAACGAAACUUCCGAGCCAACAAGCCCAGUUCCGCAUCUCAGCAGGAUCGGGAAAACUUCGGGUGCUUCACGGAGUGCUGUUGUGUGAGUGACUGGUGAGCGCCCCUAGAGCUCGGUAUAACGAACAGUAUAUUGAUCACGAAAAACUUGCUUCAGAAGAAACAUGUCUUUAUUAGCUGGUGCAAGUGAACCAGGCAGUGGCAACACUGAUAGGUUCAUUUGGGCGAUUAAAAAUGGCGACCUGGAUACAGUUCGAGAUUCUAUCGAGCACAAGGGCGUUGACGUAAAUCGUCGCUUAGACGAUGGCAGACCUCCGCUUCAUCACGCUGCGGACUUCGGACAGGUCGAGGUCGCCCGGUACCUCCUGCUUAAAGGAGCAGACGUCAAUGCUGAAGAUCAAUACGGAAUCACUCCUGUAUUAGCGGCAAUCUGGGAAGGCCAUACUGACUGCGUCAACCUUUUGUUGAGUAAGGGGGCAUCGAUCACAGACAAGAAGACGCCAGACGGCCAGAGCUACCUGGAAGCUGCCGAAAAGCCCGAGAUUCGAGCUCUUCUUUCCGUACACUAAUCGGGUGUUCAUGACUAUAGGUUUUCGACUUGGCAGGAACUGAACCUUGCUAUCUUCAGAAGAUAGUGGUUAUGACAAAGAUGAUGAUUCGUUCAGUCUUUAAAGAAUUUUAUCUUACCUAGGAAGUAUUUCUAAUAUACAAAUAUAUCCAGUGCUGCAGGUGUGUGAUGAGCGAAGGGCACAAACAAUUGGUUUACGAAAGGCGUGUUUGCGUGGUGCGAACAUCGGCCCAGUAAACCUAGAUACCUAUAACGUGCGAGUUUCCCCCAGUACGAAAAAUUAUCCCUUUCUCACACUAAGUAUUCUAUUGAUGAUUUAUGUAAUAUGUCGAUAAUCAACUGUGGAUAUAAAAGGUGACUAGCAAUAAAUGAUGGUUAUGUCUACAUGAUUCAUAAUUAUGAAUCAUGCAAGUUUAACAGCUGAUCAUAAGCUUGGUGGGCGUUCAAGGCGUGAUAUUAAUAGUGCAAGUCUUCUGGAAGGCACUGUGAUGAGUAAUGUUUCUGUCGGCAAUACAUUAGCGAAGAGUAAGCUCUUAAUGGCUUUUUUAAAAGGGAUAUACCCCUUAGGUGUUAUCCACAAUCUGCUUUAGUCGUCAUCUACUCAAGAGCUCACUGGCAAUCUAUUGAUCUACGAACCAGCUGUACCCUUGAUUUUAUUGUACUUUAAUGUUGAAACCAAUAGCGUAUUACACGCAUCACAAGUGCAAAUGUAAUAUAAUAGACAUAUGAGAAACGAGGCUCAGGUGGGAAAUGAUCUGUUGACUGAUGUUACGGAUUUUCGCUUAAUGCACUUCGCAAGUCGUAUAUGGACAGACAGUUCUUUACAGCUCAAACCAUUUAACAGAUUCACAAGUAUAUGCUCGUAGAACUUAACAUAUAACUGCUAGCCGGCAUCAUUGGUAUGAUGCAAAUGAUUUAACGUUGUGUUUUCUAAAAACAAGGUACUUAUUUAUGGCAGUGCACACGUGACGUAAGAACUUGAUGAAACCAAAAUAUGUAUAAGCAAAUGUGAUGAUUGAAAGGUAAAAAUACGGACCAAAGGCAACGUAUUACUGCGCGUUCUCUGUGACAGCACGUUGACUUUUGUUUGAUCGAGCUUCGAGAAAUACAUAUAAUCAGAAAAAUUUCGCGUACAUUUCGUCCAUAGAUUCCAAAUGAUAGGAAGAAAUUAAUCCGCUAGUCCGUUCGUAAAAUCGAACCGUGGGUGUCUUUUGGGCGGUACCUGCAUUAAUUCGUAUUUUUCAUGCAAGCAGAACUCAUAGUUUGCCUUUGAUUAAGAAAAAACAACCCAAAUUGCUUAUACGUCUCGUAGUUGUUUCUGCUUGAAAAAUAUACGUCUAUCGCAGCACUGCCGCUGAUCGCAGUAAACAACUUCUUUUUGGUCGCCUGCAAAUCAUUCUAACCACAUGAUCCGUAAAAGAAAAAGAAGAAGCACUAUAAGCUUGUUAGUGAACCCGAGAAUUUCAUAUUUUAAAUGAGCAGUCGGUCUGUAUCUUCCAUUUGAGAAGCUAAUUAUUUACAUAGACACAUACAUGAAAAAGGUUUCAGUAAGUUUGGACUGCUAGAACUCACGAGAGGCAGACGCCCUAAUGGUAGAAAUAGGAUCUCAUGCCUGUUCAGUUUGCUGACGAGCGCUGCAAAUUAUGUUCAGAAGAGAUACCCACUACAAACAAAUAACACUAACCAGUGUGUCAAUGUGAUCCGUCACGUGUUCGAUCGAUCGGAUAUUAUAUCGAACAUCCAACGUAAUUUUAUUUUCUUAAGUAGGACAGAAUAACAACGAAUAAAUAUGUCGUUCCACAUUCGUUUUAAACACGAA
Molecule: messenger RNA, 3828 nt
Organism: Varroa destructor (honeybee mite)
Lineage: Eukaryota; Metazoa; Arthropoda; Arachnida; Mesostigmata; Varroidae
Product: myotrophin homolog
Biological process (GO): protein K6-linked ubiquitination
Cellular component (GO): BRCA1-BARD1 complex; BRCA1-A complex
Molecular function (GO): protein binding; ubiquitin-protein transferase activity
Source: RefSeq, a predicted model, not a curated record